GAGCGUUCCUGUUAGGAUUGCUUCCAUAAAGACAUGACCACACAGUACGGUAUUCUCUUCAAGCAAGAGCAAGCUCAUGAUGAUGCUAUUUGGUCAGUGGCCUGGGGAAAAAAUAAAAAAGAUGGUUCCGAAACAGUGAUCUCUGGUUCUUUGGAUGAUCUCGUGAAAGUCUGGAAGUGGAAUGAUGAAAAAUUGGAUCUCCAGUGGACUUUGGAGGGUCACCAGCUGGGCGUGGUAUCUGUGGAUAUCAGCCACACAGGCUCCAUUGCAGCAUCCAGCUCCCUGGAUGCCCACAUUCGCCUUUGGGAUUUAGAAACUGGAAAACAAAUCAAGUCAAUCGAUGCUGGUCCUGUUGAUGCAUGGUCCCUGGCUUUUUCACCUGAUUCCCAGUACCUUGCGACAGGAAGUCAUGUGGGGAAAGUAAAUAUUUUUGGUGUGGAAACCGGAAAGAAAGAAUAUUCUCUGGACACCAGGGGGAAGUUCAUCCUUAGCAUUGCAUAUAGUCCAGAUGGAAAAUACUUAGCCAGUGGAGCAAUAGAUGGCAUUAUCAAUAUAUUUGAUAUUGCAACUGGAAAACUUCUGCAUACGCUAGAAGGUCAUGCGAUGCCUAUUCGUUCACUGACAUUUUCUCCUGAUUCUCAGUUACUUGUAACUGCUUCAGAUGAUGGCUAUAUCAAAAUCUACGAUGUGCAACAUGCAAACUUGGCUGGCACAUUAAGUGGUCAUGGAUCCUGGGUAUUAAAUGUAGCAUUUUGUCCUGAUGACACCCAUUUUGUUUCCAGUUCAUCUGAUAAAAGCGUAAAAGUUUGGGAUGCUGGAACAAGAACCUGUGUUCAUACAUUCUUUGACCACCAAGAUCAGGUUUGGGGAGUGAAAUACAAUGGAAGCGGGUCCAAAAUUGUGUCUGUUGGAGAUGACCAAGAAAUUCAUAUUUAUGACUGUCCUGUUUAAAUGUCUUGACUCAUUCCCUCUGGUUAACUCUUGUGGCAGUUUGGAAUACUAUCCUUCUGUGUCAUUUUUUUUUUAGUAUGAUAAAAGCAUUGUGAUAAUGGUGAUGUGCAGAAUCUCAGCUCUGUUUAUAUGUAAUUUUGAUUGUGUUUGGCAUGAGAGAAAGCUUUACUUUUUUAAUAAUAAAAGCUACAGCUGCAA
Messenger RNA from Nestor notabilis (Kea), 1149 nucleotides. RefSeq names its product WD repeat domain 61 (gene SKIC8). Gene Ontology annotation, cellular component: Cdc73/Paf1 complex. The coding region runs from base 34 to 951 and encodes 305 amino acids. The transcript is spliced from 10 exons. The record is from RefSeq and is a predicted model, not a curated record. Gene Ontology annotation, molecular function: protein binding. Lineage: Eukaryota; Metazoa; Chordata; Aves; Psittaciformes; Psittacidae.